CUGGUUCUGUCUGGCUCCUCUAACCCCCCUUUCCCACCUCCCCCCCCCUCAGUGCUGAAGGCCGUGGGCUCGGUGUCGGCCGUGGCCUUCUGCGUGACCACCUACCACCGCUCGCUGCGCUCCUUCCUGCCGUCCUCGGCGCCUCCGCAGCUGUGCGGCUCGUUGCUCUACUUCCUGUGGAACCUGCUGCUGCUGGCGCCCCGCCUCCUGGCGUUGGCCCUCUUCGCCUCCAUGUUUCCCUGCUUCAUCUUCACGCACUUCCUGUGCUCCUGGCUGCUGCUCCUCUUCUGUGCCUGGCGCUCCAACACCGACUUCAUGGAUGGGGACGCCGUUGGCGAGUGGCUGUUCCGCGGCACGGUGGCGCUCAUCUGGUACUUCAGCUGGUUCUGCGUGGCGCCGGGCGCCACACGCCAACGCGCCACGCUUUACCAUGGUUACGCGCUGCUGGACGUCUGCCUGCUGUGCGCCCUGUGGAGCUGGAAGGCGCCCGUCCCGCCGCCGCACGCCGCCGCCACCUCCGUCGCCGUGGUCGCCGUUUACGUCCUCGGCCUCGUCCUGAAGGUGGUCUACUACAGGUUCUUCCACCCGAACCUGCGCAAGGAAGAGCUGAGGGGCGUCGGCGCCCAGACGCUGCGAGAGAGCGACGAGCCGGAUGGCGCCCUGCGGAGCACGCUCAGUGGCGAGAUGGAUGGCGAGCUGCAGUUUAGGUCGAUGGCCGCCGUCCCGGAGCACGACAGGGCCCCCCCGACCAACCACAGGAUGAAGAAGCUGGCCGAGAACUUCUACUUAUGA
This is a messenger RNA of Menidia menidia (Atlantic silverside), 792 nucleotides long. The record is from the annotation of a GenBank genome assembly. Lineage: Eukaryota; Metazoa; Chordata; Actinopteri; Atheriniformes; Atherinopsidae.